AUGAAUUAAGUUGAAUCUUCUGAAGAUGGUCCUAAAGAGAGAGCACUUUUUAAAGGAAAGAUUAAAUUAUAUCCAGACAUAUCAUACACAAAUUAUUUUUGUUCUUUAUGUCACUAUUUUGUUAUGACAUUUAUUUUUGUAAGUGUUGAGAGUCUCUAACCUUUGUUAUUUAAUUAGAGAUAUGGAAUCCAUCCAAAAGAUGCAGGAAUGUGUAAGAAUAUAUUUCAAUUUAGAAAAUGGAUAUAUGUUGCUUAUAGACAUAGCAACAAAAUGCUUAUUUGCUCCUUUAGUUGGAAUAAUGAGUGAUAAAGUUGGAAGAGUACCAGUAUUAUAAAUGGGAAUCAUUUUAACAGCAAUAUCAAUAUGCAGUAUGGGAUUUGCAGAGGACAUUUAUCCCUAAUAUUGUAUAUCAAGAGUAAUAAAUAAAAUGUUAUCUAGAUUCAAUAUGCAAUAGGAGCAAUAACUUUAGCCACAAUACCUUUUUUGGGUGAUUAUGUAUUAGAUGAAACAAAAGGAAAAGCUUCAGCAAUAAAUGUAAUUCUUGCAGCCUUUGGAGCAAUGUUUUCAGCAACAGUAAUUACUAAGUUGUUGACUCAGAACUUUUCAGUCUAAACUACUUAUGUUGUUGUAGGAUGUUCUUUCCUUUGUCUUGGUUUACUUUAUACUUUAGGAUUAAAAAAAGGGUUACAUUUUAAAAAGUAAAGAAAGAACUUUAAAAAUGCUCCUCUUAGAGAUGAUUUAAUUGAAAAAAGUAUAUGUCCAUAUUAGAAUCUAAAAUAAAUUUAACAUGAAGACUUUGAUUAUAUUGAUUAUGAAGGAGAAGUGAGAACACUAAACUAAAUUAAAUAAGAAUCCUCUUUUGGAGCUGCAAUGAAGAUUGCUUUAUUAGCUGGAAAAAAUAUAUGGAUAUUUUAAGGUUAUGUGACAAAUUUUUUAGGAAGAGGAGACUCUAUUUUACUCACUUUAUCAUUAUAAAUAUGGAGUCAAUAAUAUGUUGAUGAUACUUUAGAUGGAGAUGAAGCAUAUAAAUAAGCUAGUAUUUAAGUAUUAAUAUUUAAUAUAUAUAAAUUGAUAGGCUUAAACCCUUUCUGGAAUUACUUAUUUAGUCAUUAUGGUAGGAGCUAUCUUCUAUGGUUUUUUAUUUGAAAAAGUCUCAAAAAAUAAAUUGCUAUUUACUAUGUUUAGUCUAACAAUGAUAGGAUGUUUUUUGAUGAACUUUGCUCCAAAUCCAAAAAGUCCAUAUACCUAUUUAAUUAUGUCAGUUUUAGGAAGUGGAAUGUCAGGAUUGUAUACUGGAGCAUUAUAUUUUGUCAAUAAAUAUGCUUAUACUGAAUUUAGAGGGUAUUUUAUAAAUUAUAAAAUAGAUAUAUUUCAGGAUUGGCUAAUGUUUUUAGUGUAUUAGGCAUAUUAAUCUGUUCUUUUGUAGGAGGAGUUCUUUAGGAUCACUGGAGUAAAAUAGCACCAUUUAAUCUUUUUGGUUUUAUGUCACUUUUAGGACUCAUUCUAGUAGUUUGGAGUUACUAUGCAUUAUAUCAAAACAGACGGGUUAAAUGA
Molecule: messenger RNA, 1554 nt
Organism: Paramecium sonneborni
Lineage: Eukaryota; Ciliophora; Oligohymenophorea; Peniculida; Parameciidae
Source: the annotation of a GenBank genome assembly